Messenger RNA from Sphenostylis stenocarpa, 1974 nucleotides. The record is from the annotation of a GenBank genome assembly. Lineage: Eukaryota; Viridiplantae; Streptophyta; Magnoliopsida; Fabales; Fabaceae.
AUGGCAACUACAUAUUUCCCACUAAGGUGGGAGAGCACUGGGGAUCAAUGGUGGUAUGCAUCCCCAAUAGAUUGUGCUGCUGCAAAUGGUCACUAUGACCUGGUUCGUGAGCUGCUUAAAAUUGACAACAACCACCUCUUCAAGCUCACCUCAUUGCGCCGAAUUCGCCGCCUUGAAGUUGUGUGGGACGAUGAAGAACAGUUCUGCGAUGUUGCAAAGUGCCGUUCACAGGUGGCACAGAAGUUGCUUCUUGAGUGUGAGUCGAAGAGAGGGAAGAACAAGAACUCUCUCAUCCGCGCAGGGUAUGGAGGGUGGCUAAUGUACACUGCUGCAUCAGCUGGGGACUUGAGUUUUGUGCAACAGCUUCUUGAGAGGAACCCUUUGUUGGUGUUUGGAGAGGGGGAGUAUAAUGUCACUGAUAUCUUUUAUGCUGCUUCCAGGGGUAAGAAUUGUGAGGUUUUUAGGCAGGUUUUUGAUUUUGCAGUUUCUCCAAGGUUUGUCACAGGGAAAGGUGGGGUUUUGGAGGAGCAUGUUGGGGAUAUUCCUCCUGUUUACAAGUGGGAGAUGAGCAAUAGGGCUGUACAUGCCGCUGCUAGAGGGGGUAGUGUGGAGAUUUUGGAGGAGUUUCUUGCUUGUUGCUCUGAUUUGUUGGCUUAUAGAGAUGCUCAGGGCUCUACUAUAUUGCAUUCUGCCGCAGGCAGAGGCCAGGUUGAGGUGAUUAAAUAUCUCACAUCAUCCUUUGACAUAAUAAACUCCACAGACCAUCAGGGAAACACUGCUUUGCAUGUGGCUGCUUACAGGGGGCAAUUAGCUGCAGUUGAGGCUCUAGUUUCCGCAUCUCCUACAUUGAUCUCUCAGAGAAACAAUGCGGGAGACACUUUCCUCCAUAAGGCUGUGUCUGGUUUUCAGUCAACCUCAUUCAGAAGGUUGGACAGACAGGUUGAACUUUUGAGACAGUUAGUAAGUUGCAAAAAGUUUCACAUAGAGGAAGUCAUAAAUGUAAAGAACACUGAUGGAAGAACUGCACUCCACAUUGGCACAAUAGGGAAAAUCCACAUUGAUCUUGUUAAGCUCUUGAUGACAGCUCCAUCAAUCAAUGUGAAUGUGAGUGAUGUUAAUGGCAUGACCCCACUUGAUUACCUUAAGCAGAGUCCAAACACAGCAGCGUCAAAUGUACUGAUCAGGAAGUUGAUUGCAGCUGGGGGAAUGUUCCACAAUCAAGGCUAUAGUUCAAGAAAAUCCACAGCUACACACAUGAAAAUGCAUAGUUUUGGAGGCAGUCCUGGAACAUCAUUUAGAAUCUCGGACACUCAGAUAUUUUUGUACACGGGAAUUGAGAAUGCGUCAGAUGCUAGUACUGAUCAGGGAAGUGCAGGAAUGAGUUCAUCUUCAUCAGACCAUACUGCAUAUGACUCAGCAGCAGAGAACAGACCCUCCACAACAAGCAAAAGGCCAUCGGUGGCCGCUGGGUUGAAACGAGUCCUUCAGUGGCCACUGGUGAAGGACAAGAAAGCUGAGGGGAUCAGGAAAUCAAUGGAUGAGGGUUCAGUGGACUCAUGCAGGAAAUGGGACAUCACAGAUGAAAUUCCAACUCCACUCAGACAAAAAUUCUUUAGGCAUUCAGCACUUCCUAACAACAAAAGGAACCUAUCUGUGAGGAGUUACCAGUCAAGUCCAAAUGCUAAGAAGAGAUUUGCUUCAGGACUGGUACAUGUGAAGGUUUCAAGAAGAUCAAGCUCUAGCUCAUUUUCUAUAUCAUCAUUGUCAUCACCUAGAUCAAUAGAUAAGCUAAAAGGAUUUUGUGUUGACAAUGAUGUAGCUGGACCAUCUUGCACAAGUCACCAAAAUGAUAAAUCAACAAAUUCAGGAAAGAGAGUUUCUGUGAGCAAAAGGGUAAGGGGCAAUUAUUUCUGUUUUUCAAAAGCCUCAGUAGACAGGGAGCAAGAAAGCCAUUGUUACAAGGACCAUGACUAA